AAGAAAGAGAGCCUCGCGGACGGUAAAACUUUUUAAAGGUCCGUUAUCUGAGCACGAGGAACUAACAGACCAACCUAACACAGUUACCCCCCCCUUUCUGUUUAGUUGUGAUUUCCUUUUUUUUCUCCCGGUGACGGUAACGGCACGUGCUACCGGUUUCUGCCCGGAGAAAGAUAAAGACCUUGUUUUUGUUUUCUUUAUUCGAGAAGACAUUAGAGAUGUGGUUAUUCGGCGGCGGUGGACAACCGUAAACUCACCGGGAACACACGGAGUUAACGUCAACCGAACUGUCAGAGGAGUUUGUUGUUUUUUCCCCCUCCAGCGGCUUUAACGGAGAUUUCUACGUUUUAUUCGCCAGAUUUCAACAGUGGACCACACACCAGGCUCGUGACCAAAGCACCAUGUUGCAGUGGCUGAGCAAUAUCUUCUGGCAGGAGCGUCUCUGGUUUCCUGAAGGUUUAGGGUGGGCGGAUCUCGAAGACAGAGAUGGGCGUGUCUAUGCGAAAGCGCGGGACUUGUGGGUGGCCCUGCCCAUUGCCUUCGUCUUCCUCAUACUCCGUCAGAUCUUCGAGAGGACGGUUGGUACAUACCUGGCCUCGUUGCUGGGAAUCAAAGAAACCAUAAGAAGAAACGCAGCUCACAAUCCAGCACUCGAGACAUACUACAGACACUCCAGCAAAUACCUAGCACAGAAGUCUGUGGUGGAGUUGUGUAGGCAGAGCGGUUGUUCAGAGAAACAGCUGCAGCGUUGGUUCAGACGCAGACGAAACCAAGACAGACCCAUCCUGAUCAAGAAGUUCAGAGAGGCCAGUUGGAGGUUUGUGAUUUAUCUCUUUGCCUUUGUUGCUGGCCUGGGUGCUCUCAUUGAUAAACCAUGGCUGUAUGAUUUGGAAGAGAUGUGGAAGGGAUUCCCAACUCUGACAGUCUUACCCUCACAGUAUUGGUACUACAUGCUGGAGCUGGGAUUUUAUUCCUCUCUCCUCUUCAGCGUAGCUUCAGAUGUCAAACGCAAAGACUUUAAAGAGCAGAUCAUCCACCAUGUUGCCACCAUCACACUGAUCAGUUUCUCUUGGUGUAUGAACUACAUCCGUGCAGGAACACUUGUCAUGUUUCUGCACGAUUCCUCUGACUACUUACUGGAGUCAGCAAAGAUGUUUAACUAUGCAGGAUGGAGGAAUACGUGUAACUACAUCUUCAUUGUGUUUGCUCUGUUCUUCAUCGUCACCCGACUCAUCAUCUUCCCAUUCCGGAUCUUGUACUGUACGUGGGUGUAUCCUCUCACCAUCUACCCUCCGUUCUUCGGAUAUUACUUUUUUAACGGGCUUCUGCUAGUGCUGCAGUCUUUACACGUAUUCUGGGCCGCACUCAUCAUCCGCAUGGCGCUGCGCUUCCUGCCCCGCAACGAGAUCGUGGAAGACGAGAGGAGCGACAGAGACGAGACGGACGACUCAGAGGAGGAGGACGAGGAGAGGAAUGGCAAGAUAAAGAAGCAUGGAACGAUAAGGAACGGCUACACAACACACAACAACAACCACCGCAACCAUCACAAAACACACUGAUAAAGAAACUGACACACACACACACACACAUUACCAUGUGAGUAUGCUACUCUGUUACAGACACUGCUAACCGCUAGCUCACCUCCAGGCCCAGAGAAGAGCCUCUGGGAUUUGCCGAUCAUGUCAUGAGGUCACAUGACCAUCAUUUUGGUGCUUCCUUUUGUUUUUUCUUUGUUUUUUUUUUGUUGUUUCUGUAACAACACCAAAUUUAGGUCUAGGUGUAAAAUAUGGGUUUUAUUUGACAAGCCAUUAGCUAAGUAGCUAAUUCAUUUGCUAGAUCUGGACUAAUGGAGUUGAUUAAAAGAAAACAUUCACGCUUAAUAAAUCCAAGUCGAUGACAAGACACUAAUUUUCAGGGAACGUGUGACUCUUCAGUAGUCCCCUAGCUAGGGAUCUGAGGCUCUAAUAUGGAUUUGGUGCAUUACUGUAUGCAUAAUGAUACCAAAGUGCCAGAAAGAGAGAUAUCUGAGGAGAGAGAGAGAGAGAGAGAGAGAGAGGGUGGGGGGUGGGAUAGACUGCAGUACGGUCUUUAGUUUACUGACUCGUGCCUUAUAUGUCCUUCCUGUCCUCGUCUGUCCGUCAUUGCUCUGUUUCUGUUUAAUUUUAACACCAAAUCUGUCUCGCUGUCGCACAGCAGUCACGUUAAAAUCAAAAUCUUCAUGUGAAUCUACACAGCUGCUUGUGUAUGUGUGUAAAUAAUAA
This is a messenger RNA of Hemibagrus wyckioides, 2261 nucleotides long. RefSeq names its product ceramide synthase 2b (gene cers2b). The record is from RefSeq and is a predicted model, not a curated record. Gene Ontology annotation, molecular function: sphingosine N-acyltransferase activity; DNA binding. NCBI's taxonomy places the organism in Eukaryota, Metazoa, Chordata, Actinopteri, Siluriformes, Bagridae. The coding region runs from base 402 to 1559 and encodes 385 amino acids. Gene Ontology annotation, biological process: ceramide biosynthetic process. Gene Ontology annotation, cellular component: membrane. The transcript has 11 exons.